Messenger RNA from Chelmon rostratus (copperband butterflyfish), 1153 nucleotides. It is a transcript of the gene cmc2, whose product is annotated as C-x(9)-C motif containing 2. Lineage: Eukaryota; Metazoa; Chordata; Actinopteri; Chaetodontiformes; Chaetodontidae. The record is from RefSeq and is a predicted model, not a curated record. Gene Ontology annotation, cellular component: mitochondrion. The transcript is spliced from 4 exons. Bases 322 to 558 code for a protein of 78 amino acids.
UCGUCAAACGACAGCCGGCAGAUAUGUCCUACAUGUCCGGACUGUUUUCGUAGGUUACGUUGAUAUCAGUGCAAGACCAGCUAAGUGAGCUGAAAGUGUAGAUGCGUUUAAGUAAUCGUCGUAAUUCAGUGGGAAGAAAGACGAACCCUUCAGCUCUUCUUCAGAGGCUGUAUGGCUUUAUGCUGUGUUACUAACAGUUAACGUUAGCCGAGGCCUGGCAGUUAGCUAACGUGACAUUUCACCGUGAUUUGCUGGAAAACUGCACAUGUGACACAGCCUCUGCACUGUAUUGCUGCAGUGGUACAGUACCCUUAACUCAGCAUGCACUCUGACCUGUCACCUCACCUGCACACGGACGAGUGUAAUGAGCUGAUAGCUCAGCUGAGGCAGUGCCACACGGAGCACAAUGUCCUGAGGUUCUUUGGGACGUGUAAUGAUGUGGACCGUGCUAUGCGUCAGUGCCUGAAGAAAGAGAGACUGGAAAAGAGGGAGCACAGCAAGCAACAUGCACAAGAGAUGAAAAUGAAGCUGAAAAGAGGGCCCAAGGAGCAGCUCUGAAAGACAUUUUACAGAUAUUAUAUAGAUAGAUAUUAUAAGUGAUAUUGGGACAUUGACUUAAGUAUGACACUGCGUAACAGGCCUCCACUGUUGUUUUCUGUAAAGAGAGAAAAAGGGUUAUACCUUCUGACACACUUCUUACUUUUUAGAAUGUGCGAAGACCAAAACAUGCACUGGUAUCAGGACUUUUUAGGUCAAGAUAAAACAUCAUCAAGUAAGUUAGAUUAAAUACCAAUGUUGUUGAUGGUCAUUUAUUUCCCCUCAGAACACAACAGCUUCAUCAAAGAGAUUAGUGUGGCUGGUAGCAGAAGCCUUUCAUCAAACCAUUGUUUUAGUUAGCAGGACACCACAGGAAUAUUCUGGUACCUGAUUUAUUCAUGAAAACAGGGAGAGUCCAUUUCAGGGUAUCAGUAAUGCAUGUAAAAAAAGAAAAGACCCAAAACAGAAUGACCAGUGGCUGUGUUACUCGGUGUCAACAUACAUAUUGAACAAAGUCAGUGUUGUUUGAAACUUUAUUUGAAUGGGGAAUCAUAUUGAUUUGUUACAAGUUGAAUAUCUUUCAAAUAAAGUGAAAUUAUAUGUUUAUUUAAAGGUC